This is a messenger RNA of Mastomys coucha (southern multimammate mouse), 4486 nucleotides long. RefSeq names its product solute carrier family 35 member F6 (gene Slc35f6). Bases 252 to 1298 code for a protein of 348 amino acids. Gene Ontology annotation, biological process: transmembrane transport. Gene Ontology annotation, cellular component: membrane; intracellular membrane-bounded organelle. The transcript has 7 exons. Lineage: Eukaryota; Metazoa; Chordata; Mammalia; Rodentia; Muridae. The record is from RefSeq and is a predicted model, not a curated record. Gene Ontology annotation, molecular function: transmembrane transporter activity.
AUCCCUUUGAAGAGGGGCCAUCCUGUGAGUUAUAAGAGUGAUCACUAUGUAUACUAAUUCUUUAAUGUGUCCAGGACACGAGCUUCCUGUGGAACUGCACACACCUUUUUGACAGUAACCCCAUAUGGGAGCUACAAUGUCACACCCAUUUUACAGCAAUCAUCUUGGGUUCCAGAAACAGCCGGUUUGCCAGAUAAACAUCUUGUGACAAGAAUCACCCCACCCGGGAGGUAGUAGCUUUUCUACAGAGGAUGAGGUGGGCCGACAACUUUGUAGCUGAGGGCUGUGGAGGAAGCCAGGAGCACAGCUUCAAGCAUCCCUUCGUCCAGGCAGUGGGCAUGUUCCUGGGAGAGUUCUCCUGCCUCGCUGCCUUCUACCUGCUCAGAUGCCGAGCCAGAAGGCAGUCAGACGCCAGCGUAGAGCCCCAGCAGCCCUUCAGCGCCCUGCUUUUCCUUCCCCCAGCCCUGUGUGACAUGACUGGAACCAGCAUCAUGUAUGUAGCCCUGAACAUGACCAGUGCCUCAAGCUUCCAGAUGCUGCGGGGUGCAGUGAUCAUCUUCACGGGCCUGUUCUCGGUGGCCUUCCUGGACCGGAGGCUGGCACCGAGCCAAUGGCUGGGCAUCCUGAUCACUAUUGCAGGACUGGUGGUGGUUGGCCUGGCUGACCUCCUGAGCAAGCAUGACAGUCAGCACAAGCUCAGUGAGGUGAUCACAGGUGACUUGUUAAUCAUCAUGGCCCAGAUCAUCAUUGCCAUCCAGAUGGUGCUGGAGGAGAAGUUUGUCUACAAACACAAUAUCCACCCACUCCAGGCAGUGGGCAUCGAGGGCUUCUUUGGCUUUGUGGUCCUCUCCCUGCUGCUCGUGCCUAUGUACUACAUUCCCACGGCCUCCUUUAGUGGAAACCCUCGAGGGGUGCUGGAAGAUGCUCUGGAUGCCUUCUGUCAGGUGGGCCGACAGCCCCUGAUUGCCGUGGCUCUGCUGGGCAACAUCAGCAGCAUUGCCUUCUUCAACUUUUCGGGGAUCAGUGUCACCAAGGAACUGAGCGCCACCACCCGCAUGGUGCUAGACACCCUGCGCACCGUGGUCAUCUGGGCCUUUACCCUCGCACUAGGCUGGGAGGUCUUCCAUCCACUGCAGAUCCUUGGCUUCCUCAUCCUCCUUAUGGGCACCGCCCUCUACAAUGGGCUGCACCGACCGCUGCUAUCCCACCUGUCCAGAUGCUGUCGACUCCCUACCCAGGAGGGAGAGCAAGAGAGACUGCUGGGUGACAGCCGGACUCCCAUCAAUGAAGCCAGUUGAGUCCAAACUGGGAUCUCUGCUGCUACCACAUGGCUGAGGCCAUGCAGACUGGUAGGCUGUGAGUGCCCUGUCUCCAAGGCCUCGCCCCACCCAUCCCUACUGACCCUUCUGUGCAGCUGCUGCCAGAGAGGAUGGGAGGAUACCAGGUCCUGCUUUAAUCCUGAGGCCUGUAAUAUUGGGACCCAACCCCCACAGGCCCAGAGAUGGCAACCACUCUCAGCCUCCAGUUCUGCUGCACUAGAACAAAAUUGUGAGCUUGAAUGGCAAGAAUUUACAACCCUGGUAUUUCUGUUAUACACUAACUUGUCAUAGUAGAUUAUCUAGCCUAUGAACCAUAAGCUGCAAAGAAGUUGGUGAACAGGUUCAAAUUAGAACUAAGAGACUAUUCUGCAAAGUUGGAAGAUAUUCCUGAAGCCUGUCUAAAAACCUAGUUUCUGGCUCAGCCGUGGCUCGGUGUGUGCACCAAGUCUGACUGCUCUGCAGCAUGGGUGUACAUAAUAUGUCCUUGGUGCCUUGCAGCCCCAGCAUCCUAGGGGCCUCUGAUCGUCACUAGCCUAAGCAAAGAGUAGCACACCUGUACCCCUCCUUCCCAUGGGGGUGCUCUUUGGUAUUUUUGUUUUGGUUUAACUUGGGGAUUUUGCCAUUAUAUAUCCCUGGCUGUCCUGAAACUCAUAAUGUAGACCAGGCUAGCCUCAGACUCACAGAGAUUCACCUUCUACUUCCUCAAUGCUGGAAUUAAAGGUGUACUCAUCCUGGCCAACACCUCCUUGAUCUUGAUGUUCUGUUCUUCAUACCCUAAGGCCUCUCUGCCUAGGAAAGACAAAAGGGGAUUCCCAGACAGCCCUUGCAAAUCACUUCAGGAACUGUUUUGUUUACAACAAAAGUCUUAUUGUAUAGCACUAUCAUUUAACUUCCUGUGUGGCCCAGAGCUGGCCUCACUGGCCAAGUGCUGAGACAGGAAUGUACCUCCAUGCCAGCAGAGUUUCCAUUCUAAAGGAGAAGGAAGCCUGGAGUUGUAACUUCUUUGGCAGGAGAGAUCUGUGUUUACUGCCAACUUGGGCCAAAGACCUGAGAGACCCCUGAUAUAGGCAGCUGCAUAACUCUGUAUUAGAGAGACAUAAAGCCAGUGUGGCCCCACUCCCAGGAUGACAGACUUACGAGGGAUCUUCCUUACUGGGUAAUCCGGCAUCCCCAGCAUUGGGUUAAAUGCUUCAUCCACAUCCCCUCUCACGAGUGCAGAGGGAAAAGCCAUGGCACUCCCAGAAGGCGAGGGAUGCACACACUGCCAUUAUCCCUGCCAGCCAGGUGUGUCUGAAUCCACUACUGUGCAAGUCUCUCUGAGUCUCCGGGGUGGAUUUCUAGGGCUGGACUAAAGACCUAACACACCCUGCAGAUGCUCUUACCCAGAAUAGAAGAAAUGCUGCUCCAGUAAAAUACUAACAGCUUUCUUCGUGAGAGAAAGGGGCUCUUGAUAAGCAAAGCCCUCAGGUUAAUUUGAUUCCAAAAGAUUCUAAUGGUGUGUCAAGGAAGGAACUCUUCAAUUCCAUUAGCCCUGAAUCCCAGAGACCCAGGCUUCUCUGGACUACAGUCUGUCACUGGGAGAAGUAAAUGGGAACUCUGCUCCCAUUUACUCAAGGUGACAGAGACAGCAUGGCAGCUGUCUUGUACAAAAAUAAAAACAGGCCCUACAAUGUUGUUUUGGAAUUUAUUUUUUAAAUAGAAAUGAAAAAUUGUCAAUAUUAGAUAUUUUUUUAAAAUGAAAGAAAACAGACAGACCUAAGAGUAUCAUCUAGAAAAAAUGUUGAGUGUCAAAAGCACAAAUGUCAUUUACUCCUUCCAGUGAAGACCAGGACCAUGGAGAUGCUCCAUUCUGCCACAGGUGAAGAGAACAGAGUUGGUAGACAGAAUCGUGCCCACCAUGGGCUGCCCUGCUUGUGCUAAACAGGCACGUGUCACCAUGCCCACCUGCCAACACCCUCUCAAAACCCAAGAUCAGCAGGAGAUGCUGAAAUCUGAGAAGUCUGGGAUACCAUUCUUGAACACUUUUCUUAUGGUGGAAGGUUGAAAUGGGGUUUCUCUAUAUAACAGUCCUGGCAGUCCUAGAAUCUAUGACUGGAUGUGUAGAGCAGACUAGCCUCCAAAUAGUCACAGAGAUCUUCCUGCCUCUGCCUCUAGAGUGCUGAGAUAAAAGGUGUGCCACCACCACCCAGUUUGAACAUUGAACACUUUUAGACAUGGGGAACUGGGUUCUGGGGCAGCGCCACUACAGCUGUCCAGCUCUUAAUCCUAGCAUGGCUUAACUGCUUAUCCUGGGAGCUUGACUGUGCUUAUCCGAUGUUGCUGCUGUUGGGUGUUGGGCUUCAGGGAAGCACUGAGGCGCCGACCAGGGGUGGGAAAAUGCAGUCUGAGAUGUGGGAAGCCAAAGCUGGGGUUCUAUCACCCCCGGACAUCUAGUUGCUGCUAGAGUGCUGUACGGAAGUGUCAGGAAUAAAGGUCUGCGAUGAGGCCAGCACCUUUGGGGCCCCUGAGCACGGCAAGCUGAGUUAGUUCAUCAGUGAUGGUACCAGAAGCUGUCUGGGGGAGCAGAUGGACCUUCUACGGGAGAGUUAGACAGCAGCUCUGUAAGCAAAGGCCUUAUCCAUGGUCCCACACAGCGGUUAUGAUGGUAGAGACAGUCCUUGGUUCCAAACUGUUUACUGGUUGUUCAUCGUGAAAAAUGGAUGUAUAUCAACUUCUCAGGGUGAACCAGGGAUUAAAUACCUUUUGCAGGCAGGAAUGUCUGAGAAGAGAAGCUUAUUGGCUAAACCCUUGGGGCCUAUAGGUACCUCAUUAGCCGGAAUUGCUUUCACUUCUCAAUCAGAAACCGUGUCCACUAAACAGUAACUCCACCCUCCCAGCUCCUAGCAACCACCUGUCAAUUUUCUAUCUUAAUGAAUUUGACCACUCUUGGUGUCCACCUCAUCUCAGUGGAAUUCUGGACUUAGUGACGUUUUUGUGACUAGCUUAUGUCAACUACCAUAAUGGUUUCAAGGUUCAUCAAUGUAGCAUAUGACAGAAACUCUUCCCCUUUUUAAGGUGAAUAAUAUGCCAUUGUAUAGUCAUUCCUGUUAUUCAUCUGCUGAUGGACAGUCUGGUACUUUUCAUUGUUUGGUUAUUGUUAAUAAAAUUGCUGGGCACAUAAGCAUGCA